AUGCAGAUUCCAGAGAUGCAGAAUGACAGGAUUAGUAAGUUGCCAGAUGAAAUCCUCGGUCACAUUAUUUCAUUUCUCCCAUCUGAAGAUGCUUUUGCAACUCGUGUACUUUCUAAGAGGUGGAGGCCACUAUGGUUUCUAUAUCCUAGUCCCAAUCUCGACUUCGAUGAUCAAAGAUUUUUCAGAAAAGAAGAACCAUAUUUUAGCUUUAUUAAUAUGGUGAAUGUAACUAUUUACGAAAGAAGUGUGCUCCAACCCAUCAAAAGCUUUCGCCUACGUUGUCAUGAAUAUCAUGAUAACUCUAUGCUUGAACACAAUGUCUUGACAUGGUUAACCGCUGCAGCAGAACGUGGAGUGAAGCACAUUGACGUUCACAUGUAUGAUACUCCGAAGACGAGUGUCAAUUCUUGCGUUUUCUGUUCUAGUACUCUUGUUGUUCUAAAGCUAAAAGGUGUAAGUGUGAAUCACUUUAUACCCGCUAACCUUCCCUCACUUAGAACUCUACACUUGAAAAGUGUUCAAUUUAUUGACGAUGGGCAUAUUGUGGAAAUUCUUAAUGCUUGUCCAGUUCUUGAAGAUUUGGAAAUGAAAGAUAUAUCAAUCUCAUCUAGGUCAGAUGAGUUAGAUGAAGAGGUUAAAAAAUUAACUAAUUUGAUAAGGGCGGAUGUUACUAAUGUCUCUCGUUAUGGUGUUGAUUUGGAAGUCUUAUCUAAUGUUAAGUUUCUUCGGUUAGAAGAGACGUUUGAUGCCGUUCCUGUGCUUUCCAAUUUAACUCAUUUGGAGAUCAUGUUUGGAAGAAAUAUUAACUGGUCUUUUAUAAUUUCUGUCCUGGAAAAUUGCCCUAUACUUGAAAGUUUUCUCCUAGAUAUGUCGUUAACUACACAUGUUUUUCAUCUUUUGUGGUUCCCAUGUAUUUUACCAGAAGGCCUUUCUUUACAGUUUAAAAUCAGCACUAUUAAAAAUUAUAGAGGACAUAGAUAUGAGUUGCGGUUUGUAAAACAUUUACUGUUGAUUUCCACGUCGUUGGAGAGCAUGAUAAUAUGCAGUUCAUCUUCCUUGAAUAACCAGGAAAAGAUGGAAAUGAUGAAAGAAUUAUUGGCAUUGCCAAAGAUCUCAGUUAAAUGUUGGAUGUUGUUAGAGUAG
Molecule: messenger RNA, 1143 nt
Organism: Vicia villosa (hairy vetch)
Lineage: Eukaryota; Viridiplantae; Streptophyta; Magnoliopsida; Fabales; Fabaceae
Product: putative F-box/LRR-repeat protein At3g42770
Exons: 2
Coding region: 1-1143 (380 amino acids)
Molecular function (GO): protein binding
Source: RefSeq, a predicted model, not a curated record